AGCAGCUAGCCGGCGAUUAUCGUCGAGAUCGCUGCGACCCUUACUGCGCGACUGUGGCAGCUGCACCGGUGUCCCGUAAUCGCCUCUAUGAAGGCUACGUUAUGCGAGAAUCUUGCUAUAUAUUGACUGAUUGACUUAUUCUUUAUUGACGGAAUUUACCCAGGGAGCAACUUUCACCAUGCCGUUGACUUUCUGUCCCAACUGCAGCAAUGCGCUCACGAUCUCACGGGCGGAACCGACCCCAAGGCAUCCUCUAGGCGUCAAUCGCUUUGAGUGCCGCACAUGUCCGUACCAGUACGCCCUGGACCAGAGCUGGUUUGAGAAGACGCCCAUGAAGCAAAAAGAAGUGGAGGAUGUCUUUGGAGGAAAGGAAGAAUUCGCAAACGCAGAUAGUGUGGCCACUCAAUGCCCCGCAGAAAACUGUAAUGGCGACCGUGCAUACUUUUUCCAGCUGCAGAUUCGGAGUGCAGAUGAGCCGAUGACCACAUUCUUGAAGUGUACCACGUGUGGUGCCAGAUGGAGAGAAAAUUGAUGCUACUCCAUCGUUAGAGUUUUAUAUUCCUGAACACGAUUUGUUGUUCGAAUAAUAAAGGGGCUGGUGCUACGGCGUAUUGUUCGGAUGAUCUGGGCCCCUGCGAUUGUGACCUCCCUCUGCGAUGAUUCGCAUCUAAAUUAUAGAUACCCCUCAAUGGAUGAUGACACCAGUUCGUAGUGCUAGUAUAUACUAUAUGGUAGUGGUUAAACUACAGGACUACUCCCUAUUGAGAGAGCUAAAAAGUAUGUCAGAUUAAGCGCAAAAGAAAAAUUUUUCUUCCC
Molecule: messenger RNA, 816 nt
Organism: Aspergillus sclerotioniger CBS 115572
Lineage: Eukaryota; Fungi; Ascomycota; Eurotiomycetes; Eurotiales; Aspergillaceae
Product: DNA-directed RNA polymerase III core subunit RPC11
Exons: 4
Coding region: 179-532 (117 amino acids)
Biological process (GO): DNA-templated transcription; termination of RNA polymerase III transcription
Cellular component (GO): RNA polymerase III complex
Molecular function (GO): zinc ion binding; nucleic acid binding; DNA-directed RNA polymerase activity
Source: RefSeq, a predicted model, not a curated record